AUGAAACUUAGACACAAAAAUAAAAAGCCAGGUAAAGGUUCCAAAGGCUGCAAGAAGCCUGCAAAGCAGAAUGGAAAGAAAGCAGCCACCAAAGUGGCCUCCUUUCCCCAGUUUGUCCACUCCAAUGAUCAUGCCAGUCGGGAGGCUGAGUUAAAGAAGAAGAGGGUUGAGGAGAUGAGGGAGAAGCAGCAGGCUGCCCGGGAGCAAGAGAGACACCGACGUAGGACCAUUGAAAGCUACUGCCAGGAUGUCCUGCGACGCCAAGAGAAGUUUGAGCGCAAGGAGGAAGUUUUGCAAGAAUUAAAUAUGUUUCCUCAACUGGAUGAUGAGGCUACAAGGAAGGCUUAUUACAAGGAGUUCCGUAAGGUGGUGGAAUACUCUGAUGUGAUUCUGGAAGUCCUGGAUUCCAGGGACCCAUUGGGCUGCCGCUGCUUUCAAAUGGAGGAGACUGUCCUACAGGCAGAAGGGAACAAGAAGCUGGUCCUGGUCUUGAACAAGAUUGACCUGGUCCCCAAGGAGGUUGUGGAGAAGUGGCUGGAAUACCUUAGGAAUGAGCUGCCAACUGUGGCUUUCAAGGCCAGUACCCAGCAUCAGGUCAAAAACCUGAAUCGCUGCAGUGUGCCAGUGGAUCAAGCCUCUGAGUCACUGCUGAAAAGCAAAGCCUGCUUUGGAGCUGAAAACCUUAUGAGAGUUCUGGGGAACUAUUGCCGCCUUGGUGAAGUGCGCACCCAUAUCCGUGUGGGCGUUGUGGGCCUUCCCAAUGUUGGGAAGAGCAGCCUGAUCAAUAGUCUGAAGCGCAGCCGUGCGUGUAGUGUGGGAGCUGUUCCUGGGGUCACCAAGUUCAUGCAGGAGGUCUACCUGGACAAGUUCAUCAGGCUGCUGGAUGCCCCGGGCAUCGUCCCAGGACCCAACUCAGAGGUGGGCACUAUCCUGCGCAAUUGCAUUCACGUGCAGAAGCUGGCGGACCCUGUGACCCCGGUGGAGACCAUCCUGCAACGCUGCAACCUGGAGGAGAUUUCCAGCUAUUAUGGUGUCUCUGGGUUUCAGACCACUGAGCACUUUCUGACUGCAGUGGCCCACCGCUUGGGGAAGAAGAAGAAGGGGGGCGUGUACAGUCAGGAGCAGGCAGCCAAAGCUGUCCUGGCUGACUGGGUGAGCGGGAAGAUCAGCUUCUAUACACUCCCACCCUCUACCCACACUCUGCCUACCCAUCUCAGUGCUGAGAUCGUUAAGGAGAUGACUGAGGUCUUUGACAUUGAGGAUACCGAGCAAGCCAAUGAAGACACCAUGGAAUGCUUGGCCACUGGAGAAUCGGAUGAGCUGUUGGGUGACAUGGACCCGCUCGAAAUGGAGAUCAAGUGGCUCCAUUCUCCGAUGGUGAAAAUAGCAGAUGCCAUGGAAAAUAAAACCACCGUGUAUAAGAUUGGAGAUCUUACUGGGUAUUGCACCAAUCCAAACUGUCAUCAGAUGGGAUGGGCUAAGCGCAAUGUGGACCUUCAGCCUAGGAACAAUAGCAUGGUGGGUGUUUGCUCAGUGGACCGCCGCCCAGUGCCACAGAGGAUCAUGGAGACAGACCCCCUGCAGCAGGGCCAGGCUCUGGCAUCUGCCCUGAAGAAUAAGAAGAAGAUCCAGAAGCGUGCAGAUAAACUUGCCAGCAAGCUGUCUGAUUCCAUGAUGUCUGCUCUUGACCUCUCUGGCAAUGCUGAUGACAGUGCUGGUGACUGA
Messenger RNA from Rangifer tarandus platyrhynchus (Svalbard reindeer), 1725 nucleotides. The record is from the annotation of a GenBank genome assembly. Lineage: Eukaryota; Metazoa; Chordata; Mammalia; Artiodactyla; Cervidae.